CCAGGUUUUAUUCCCAGAGACGCAGCUCUGGACUUCAGACGACAUCAACACAAACACACGGACGCACAAGGACGCACAAGGACGCACACACGACAAGACAAGACAAGACAAGAGGACCUGAGCCAGACCACAGCGCCGCGGAGCCACAUGACCUGACGACCCCUGUGACCUCACGCCCUCACGACCCCUGUGACCUCACGCCCUCACGACCCCUGUGACCUCACGCCCUCACGACCCCUGUGACCUCACGCCCUCACGACCCCUGUGACCUCACGCCCUCACGCGUCACAGCCCGGCUGGAGAUGGCGGUGGGAUCGUCGGGGAAGGCGGCGCAGCGGCGGAUCGUGUCCAAGGACGGCCACAACAACGUGCGCAUCGACAAUGUGGAGGGGAUGGUGAAGCUCUACCUGCACGACCUGUGGACCACGGUGGUGGACAUGAAGUGGAGAUACAAGCUCACCCUGUUCGCCUCCACCUUCGUCCUCACCUGGUUCCUCUUCGGCGUCGUCUUCUACGUCAUCGGCGUCGGUAACGGGGACACGGAGGACGGCCUGAGCUCCAACCACACCUCCUGCGUCCAGAACGUGCGCACGCUCACCGGGGCCUUCCUCUUCUCUCUCGAAUCGCAGACCACCAUCGGCUACGGCUUCCGCUACAUCUCCGAGGAGUGCCCCCUGGCCAUCUUCACCCUCGUCGCCCAGCUGGUCAUCACGGGCCUGGCGGAGAUCUUCGUGACGGGGGCGUUCCUGGCCAAACUGGCGCGUCCCAAGAAGCGCGCGGAGACCAUCAAGUUCAGCCAGGUGGCGGUGGUGUGCGCCCACCGCGGGCGGCGCUGCCUCAUGGUGCGGGUGGCCAACAUGAGGAAGAGUCUGCUCAUCCAGUGCCAGCUCACGGGCAAACUCCUGCACGCCAGCGUGACGGAGGAGGGCGAGAAGAGCCAGGUGACCCAGAGCAACGUGGACUUCUACAUGGACUCCAGCGGGGAGUGCCCCUUCCUCAUCCUGCCCCUCACCUUCUACCACGUGCUGGACGAGAGCAGCCCCCUGUCCCGCCUGACCGCCGAGUCCCUGGCCACGGCCGACUUCGAGCUGCUGGUCACGCUCAACGCCACCAUGGAGUCCACCGCCGCCACCUGCCAGAGCCGCACCUCCUACGUGCCCCAGGAGAUCCUUUGGGGCUUCGAGUUUAAGCCGGUUCUGUUCAGCGCCGGCACCGGGCGCUACGUGGCAGACUUCAACUUCUUCGACAAAGUGCAGGCGUCGGGCGGCGAACCCCUGGGGAACCCGGACAAACUCAGGCUGGAGUAGAACCUGGUCUACGUUCUGUUUGGAUCCAGAAGAUUCUGGGUCGGGACCACGGAGCGUGAAAACCUCGAUCUCUCAGACGCAGGAGACGUCUCCAAAACUCUCGUCACAUCCAGAACUAAAUCCAGAACUUUAACCUGAGAUCAGAGUUUGGAGCUUCGACUGUUGAUUCUGUCAAAAUCAACUCUGUUUAUGUUUCUGAUUUUUCUCCUUUUUUACUUAUUUUUACAUGGUUCUAGUGGUUCUAGUGGUUCUGUG
Molecule: messenger RNA, 1562 nt
Organism: Boleophthalmus pectinirostris (great blue-spotted mudskipper)
Lineage: Eukaryota; Metazoa; Chordata; Actinopteri; Gobiiformes; Gobiidae
Gene: kcnj15
Product: potassium inwardly rectifying channel subfamily J member 15
Exons: 2
Coding region: 303-1307 (334 amino acids)
Biological process (GO): potassium ion import across plasma membrane; regulation of monoatomic ion transmembrane transport
Cellular component (GO): plasma membrane
Molecular function (GO): inward rectifier potassium channel activity
Source: RefSeq, a predicted model, not a curated record